Molecule: messenger RNA, 720 nt
Organism: Panthera uncia (snow leopard)
Lineage: Eukaryota; Metazoa; Chordata; Mammalia; Carnivora; Felidae
Product: peptidyl-prolyl cis-trans isomerase A-like
Biological process (GO): protein peptidyl-prolyl isomerization
Molecular function (GO): peptidyl-prolyl cis-trans isomerase activity
Source: RefSeq, a predicted model, not a curated record
AUGGGUCUGGAGAAGGGAAUUAACUCCAAGACCCAUAAGAGGUUUGACAACCAUAGGCUACUGCUGCCUAUGCUGCUUCUGCGCUUGGAACCGUUGAAGCACUUGGCAGCCGUGAUCAACCCCACCCUGUUCUUCGACAUCGCCGAGGACGGCAAGCCCUUGAGCCACGUCUCCUUUGAGCUGUUUGCAGAGUUCCAAAGACAGCAGAGAAAAAUUCAUGCUCUGAGCACUGGGGAGAAAGAAUCUGGUUAUAAAGUUUCUUGCUUUCACAGGAUUAUUCCAGGAUUCACAUACUCAAGUGGUAACUUCACACGUCAUAAUGGCACUGGUGGUAAACCCACCUCUGGGGAGAAAUGAGAUGAGAAUUUCAUCCUGAAGCAUAGGGGUCCUGGCACCUUGUCCAUGGUAAACGCUGGGUCUCACACAAAUGGUUCCCAGUUUGUCAUCUGCACUGCCAAGACGGACCGGUUGGAUGGCAAGCAGGUGGUCUUUGGCCAGGUGACAGAGGGCAUGAAUAUUGUGACAGCCAUGGAGUGCCCUGGAUCCAGGAAUGGCAAGACCAGUAAGAAGAUCACCAUUGCUGGGGCGCCUGGGUGGCUCAGUCGGUUGGGCGGCCGACUUCGGCUCAGGUCAUGAUCUCGCGGCCCGUGAGUUCAAGCCCCGCGUCGGGCUCUGUGCUGACAGCUCAGAGCCUGGAGCCCAUUUCGGAUUCUGAGUCUC